This is a messenger RNA of Erythranthe guttata (spotted monkey flower), 985 nucleotides long. Its product is annotated as glutathione S-transferase PARB. Lineage: Eukaryota; Viridiplantae; Streptophyta; Magnoliopsida; Lamiales; Phrymaceae. The record is from RefSeq and is a predicted model, not a curated record. Gene Ontology annotation, biological process: glutathione metabolic process. Gene Ontology annotation, cellular component: cytoplasm. Gene Ontology annotation, molecular function: glutathione transferase activity; glutathione binding.
CUCUCAUUGGUUGACAAUUGAACACAGUGGCGAGAUUCAAGAACCUAACUUAAAUAAAUAGCUUUGAAGAAACAAAGAAGAAAAAAAGAAAAAAAAUUAAAUCAAACCCCACCCAACUCUCAACUGCAAUGGCGGCGGCGGCGCCGGUGAGAGUGUACGGCCCUCCUUUCUCCUCCGCCGUGUCGAGGGUUCUGGCCUGUCUCCUCGAGAAAGAUGUUCCUUUUCAGCUCCAGCCUGUUAACAUGGCCAAAGGGGAGCAUAAGAAGCCUGAUUAUCUCAAGAUUCAGCCAUUUGGACAAGUACCGGCGUUUCAAGAUGAAAGCAUCACUCUCUUUGAAUCGAGAGCCAUAUCUAGAUACGUAUGCGAGAAAUACUCAACCAAAGGAAACAAAGGACUAUACGGAACAAAUCCUCUUGAAAAAGCUUCGAUCGAUCAAUGGCUGGAAGGUGAAGGCCAAAACUUCAAUCCACCGAGCUCAGUCCUCGUAUUUCAACUCGCCUUUGCUCCAAGAAUGAAGAUCAAGCAAGAUGAGAGUUUAAUCAAGCAGAACAAGGCGAAGCUUGCAAAAGUUCUCGAUGUAUACGAAAAGAGGCUCGGUGAGAGUAGGUACUUGGCCGGAGAAGAGUUCACACUUGCAGAUCUUAGUCACAUCCCAAACACACACUACUUGGUGAAUGUGUGUGAAAGAGACGAGCUUUUUGCAUCGAGAGAAAAUGUCGAGAGGUGGUGGGGCGAGAUCUCGAGCCGAGAGUCGUGGAGGAAGGUUGUUGAUAUGCAGAAAUCACCACCAAGAGGUUGAGAAUUUUUUUAAUUUUUAAUUUUUAUAUGUUGUGUCGAUUUGGUUUGUUGGAUAAAAGUUGUGGAUGUUGUGUUUUUAUAGUUGAUAUGCUAUGAAGAUUUUUAUGAGAAGUUGACAUUACAGUUGAUGAUUAAUUGAAUGUUUUUUUAUGGAAAAAUGAGGGAACAACCUCUCAUUUGGAAAAA